Lycium ferocissimum is the source of this 762-nucleotide messenger RNA. RefSeq lists its product as uncharacterized. NCBI's taxonomy places the organism in Eukaryota, Viridiplantae, Streptophyta, Magnoliopsida, Solanales, Solanaceae. The record is from RefSeq and is a predicted model, not a curated record. Bases 1 to 762 code for a protein of 253 amino acids. The transcript is spliced from 2 exons.
AUGAGAAAGGAGUUUGAGGCUUUGGAGGCUAAUUCGACUUGGGACAUAGUUGAGUUACCCAGUGGUAAGAAGCCUAUUCGCUGCAAAUGGGUAUACAAAGUCAAAUAUAGAGCUGAUGGGAGCAUUGAGAGGUACAAGGCUAGGUUAGUGGUCAGGGAUCAAGUAGAGAGGAUUGAUUUUCAUGAAACUUUUUCCCCUAUAGUAAAAAUGUCCACUAUCAAAACUCUUGUUGCUGUUGCUAUUAAACAGAAUUGGUCUUUUUUUCAAUUGGAUGUAAAUAAUGCAUUCUUGCAUUGGGAUUUGGAUGAGGAAGUUUACAUGAAACUUCCCCCCUGGAUUAUCAGUACCUGCUUUUGCUUCUUCUCCUGUUCCUUUAGUCUGCAAGUUACAGAAGUCUCUAUACGGACUGAGAUAGGCUUCAAGGCAAUGCUCCUCCCUGUCAUAUGUCCAUUAAAAUUACAUGAGACUCUCAAAGCUGCAGUGGGUGAUCCUUUACCCAAUCCUCAGACUUACAGAAGUCUAAUUGGUAAACUAAACUUCCCCACUCAUACUAGACCUGAUUUGGCUUUUGUUGUCCAACACUUAAGUCAGUUCAUGCAACUUCCUUGUAUCCCUCAUAUGAAGGCAGCUUUGCACGUGUUGAGGUAUCUCAAAGGGACCUCUAAAUAUGGCUUAUUUCUUAAUAAUUGCUCUGAUUUGUCUCUCAAAGUGUUUUGUGACUGUGAUUGGGGUGCUUGUCCUGAUAAGAAAGUGAGUAACUAG